This is a messenger RNA of Mytilus trossulus (common blue mussel), 1759 nucleotides long. RefSeq lists its product as uncharacterized. NCBI's taxonomy places the organism in Eukaryota, Metazoa, Mollusca, Bivalvia, Mytilida, Mytilidae. The coding region runs from base 342 to 1709 and encodes 455 amino acids. The transcript has 3 exons. The record is from RefSeq and is a predicted model, not a curated record.
AAUAGGAUUUUCUCUCAUUUAAAUAAUAGUUUUAUUUAAUUCCACAGACGUCCUUUUCAAUCAAUAUUAAACUUAAUACUGUUUUGUUGAUAACAAAGACUGUUACGGGAAGGAUGUAACCAUUGAUGAACAUUGAUUUUACUGGUGUAGUUUAUUUAACUGAUGCAAAGUUAUAAGGAAUAGACCAGACUCCUAAGGUGUUUUAAAAGUAUUUGUUAGAUACAUUUACCACGGCUUAACUGGAUUGGAGGUUUAGAGGCUUAAAACACUGAUACAGAUAUUAGCUUGUUAAUAUAUAUAGACGGUUUUCAGUUUCGUGGGCAAAAACGUCGACUAUCAAGAUGAGGAAACGUUCGAUCUCUGAUGAGAAGGAGAAUAUCAGCGUAUCUGAGCAGAAAUCAGAUCAUUCACAAAAACAGAAACGACCGAAAGAGACAUUUUAUACUGUUGAAGAAUUCGUAAAAGAAGACGUUUAUUUGAUAAACAGAAAAACGAAAGUUGAUAAAAAUCUCCUUGCUAAUAGUCUUACUGCGAAACUAAGACAGGGUAUACCAGGCGAAGUGGCAGUAAACGGUGGUUUAAUGAACAAAAUCAGACGGGAAAGUCUCAAAGAUCUCGUUCAACUUAACCAUCUUAAUAAGCAACUUAGUAACGAAAUGCAAAUGGAGGCCAAUCGUAUCGACAGUCAGAGUCAGCAGUUGGUUAGGAGACAGGAACAGAUGAAAAGGCAAUCAGAAUAUCUCAGGAAAAAUCAAGAUAAAAUCAGAUCUCAAAUUAGAGGUCGAUCUGGAAAUACCAGCUCAAAAGUAUCAUCGCUACCUACAUUGAAAAUGUCCUCAUCUGCCUAUACUAGUACAGCAUUGGAUGACGAACAUCGCCGAGAAAAUUUAUCAAGGACAUCGUCACGUGAUUCAGCGAAACAAAGAAAGGAUCUGAAAUCUAAUUUCAAUAUGUUUCCUGUAGAAUAUGAAAAUGAAGAUCCAACAUAUGUCAAGCAUUUCAAACAUAUGGGACUCUUUCAACCGCAUAAUAAAUACCAUCAUCUUAACGAGAAACAAUUUCCAGAGAAAAGCAUUUUAAGAAAAUCUUAUUUCAUGCCAGAAUAUGAAAUUCUGACAUUGUCUAUGAAAGAUUCCGACCUCAACAGCGAGGAUGGUAGCUCAGUGAGUAGUAAACAGGACCAAAAAUCUCAAAAGAAAAAAGGUCUUCGGGUCACAUGGACCGGAUUGGAUCGCGAAACAGACGACAGGUCUGCUACUACAUAUUACACAUCGCAAUCGCCUACUGACAGUGUAUCAGUGAAGAGUUUUAAAAGUGACUCUAAUGCACAACCAGUAAGUUUUACAAAACCUGGUAAAAGUAAAUUAGAUUGCGUUGGUAUCCGUUGGAAGUUGCCACCUCAGGGUAUGAGAUCAUCACUCUCUGCCGGAAAUCGACCGAAAAGGGUUUCACAUAACUUACAUCCUUGUGCGUCGGCUAUGAAUAAGUUUGGUACCUCUAUUACAAAACAAAAAUGGGCUGUUCCAACGAUGACAUCAAACACAUCAACAUAUGAACUUUAUAAAAACUGGCUAGCAAAACUUGAAUUGUUAAAAAAUCCCAAUGAAGAUAACAUUUAUCCAGCACAACGUAAUCAAACGACGAACGAAAGUAUUAGCUAUACUGUCCCUGUGACAGAACGUCCCCCAGUAUCAAUGUAUACUGUGUAAAUAAAUAACAAAAAGUGUUAGUAUCUAAUAUAUUAAAUUAAUAUACAUUA